Messenger RNA from Pocillopora meandrina, 1247 nucleotides. The record is from the annotation of a GenBank genome assembly. Lineage: Eukaryota; Metazoa; Cnidaria; Anthozoa; Scleractinia; Pocilloporidae.
AUGCGUCCAAUUCUGUCAGCCUCAGGGACAUACAACUAUAAGUUAGCUAAAUGGUUGGAGGAAAAGCUCAAGCCUCUCUCGAUGAAUCAAUACACCAUUGACGACGCUCUUGGUUUCUCUAAAGAAAUUCGCGAACAUCCUGUCCUUGAAGGCGAUAUACUGGUUUCAUACGACGUAACGUCAUUGUUCACAAAUGUCCCAGUUCAGGAAACCAUCAACAUCCUUGUCGAGAAAGCCUUCACCGAUAAUUGGUUCAAUUCAACGUACGAUCUCAAUUUACAGAAGGAUCAGCUCACUCAACUUCUCAGAAUGGCUUCCACGGAUCAACUUUUCCAAUUUGAUGGUCAACUUUACGAACAGUGUGAAGGAGUUGCUAUGGGGUCCCCCCUUGGUCCUUUGUUGGCGAACGUGUUUAUGUGCCAUCUGGAGGAAAGACAAUCUGACGAUGAUUUAAUUCCUUCUUAUUACAAGCGUUAUGUCGACGAUACGCUUGCAAUAAUGCCUGGACUCGAUGCAGCUGAAAGUUUCCUCAAUGUACUCAAUGGACUCCACCCUAGUAUUCAUUUCACUAUGGAACUUUCCAACAACGAUUCAAUUCCUUUUAUUGGAACGUUGAUAAGAAAGAACGGCAACAAGUUGGAGACUCAGGUCUAUCGUAAACCUACGAACACGGGCCUUUUACUUCAUUUUCAAAGUCACACCGAUUUGCGCUACAAGAAGUGUCUUAUCAAAACAAUGAUUAAAGGGGUAAGUUUCUAAAGAAACUGUGGUGCUGCGUCGGUGGGAGAGUAUAGCAGGUAAUUUAGUGUUAACAACUGGGUUGAAAACGUAAAUUAGCCACCGUAAAGGAUAAAAAAGCUGACGUUUCGAGCGUUAGCCCUUCGUCUAUCGCUCUGACGAAGGGCUAACGCUCGAAACGUCAGCUUUUUUAUCCUUUACGGUGGCUAAUUUACGUUUUCAACCCAGUUGUUAACACUAAAUUACCUGCUAUCAAAACAAUGGUUCAUCGUGCAAAGGAAUUGUCCUCUACGCAUCAAGCAUUCGUCGAUGAGUGUAGGCAUCUAAAAUCUAUGUUUCAUCGCCUUGGUUACCCUAGUUCUUUGGUGAACUGUAUUAUCGACAAAUGUGAUUAUUCCUCUACACCAGAUACUAAGACAAAAUCUGAUGAAACUUUAAGAGUCAGUAUUCCUUUCAAAGAUCAAGUCUCAGCGAACAUUGCCAAAAGACAAAUGGGCGAUCUCAGUUAA